This is a messenger RNA of Xenopus laevis (African clawed frog), 2786 nucleotides long. RefSeq names its product calcium channel, voltage-dependent, beta 3 subunit S homeolog (gene cacnb3.S). Gene Ontology annotation, cellular component: voltage-gated calcium channel complex; cytoplasm. Gene Ontology annotation, molecular function: voltage-gated calcium channel activity. The record is from RefSeq and is a predicted model, not a curated record. Gene Ontology annotation, biological process: calcium ion transmembrane transport. The transcript has 13 exons. NCBI's taxonomy places the organism in Eukaryota, Metazoa, Chordata, Amphibia, Anura, Pipidae. Bases 121 to 1569 code for a protein of 482 amino acids.
GUGUUUGAUGGAGAGAAAAGCUAUGAGCACAGCGAAGCGGAUAAACAGAGAAUGCAAAGUCUGCCUUGCCUAUAAAAAAACCUUCUGAGAGUGCAGCUUUGGGCUAUUUAUGCCCCUUCUAUGUCUUUCUCUGACUCCAGUGCAACAUUUCUUCUGAAUGAGGGUUCAGCUGAUUCAUACACAAGUCGACCAUCGUUAGACUCCGACGUGUCCCUGGAGGAGGAUCGGGAGGCUGCCCGCCGCGAGGUGGAGAGGCAGGCUCAAGAGCAGCUUGAAAGAGCUAGGCUAAAGCCGGUAGCCUUUGCUGUAAGAACAAAUGUCAGUUACUGUGGAGCGCUGGAUGAGGAGUGCCCAGUACAAGGAGCUGCCAUCAACUUUGAAGCCAAAGAUUUCCUACAUAUCAAGGAGAAAUACAACAAUGACUGGUGGAUCGGGCGGCUAGUAAAAGAAGGGGCUGACAUCACCUUUAUCCCUAGCCCCCAAAGGCUUGAGGCCAUUCGACUGAAACAGGAGCAGAAAGCAAGGAGGUCUGGAGACAUGGUCUCAGGAAAUCGGCGUUCGCCUCCCCCAUCUACAGCUAAACAGAAGCAAAAACAGGCAGAGCACAUUGCUCCAUAUGAUGUGGUUCCAUCUAUGAGACCCGUGGUUCUUGUUGGCCCGUCUCUGAAGGGAUAUGAGGUAACUGACAUGAUGCAGAAAGCUCUCUUUGACUUCAUGAGGCACAGAUUUGAUGGCAGGAUCUCCAUAACUCGAGUGACUGCUGAUUUGUCAUUGGCUAAACGUUCUGUGCUGAACAACCCAGGCAAGAGAGCUAUCAUUGAGCGCUCUAGCACCCGCUCAAGCAUCGCUGAGGUCCAGAGUGAAAUUGAAAGAAUCUUUGAACUGGCCAAGACUCUCCAGCUGGUUAUAUUAGAUGCAGAUACAAUCAACCAUCCCACUCAGCUUAGCAAAACAUCACUGGCCCCCAUCAUCGUAUUUGUAAAAGUGUCUUCUCCAAAGGUAUUGCAGAGACUGAUAAAAUCCAGGGGGAAAUCCCAAGUCAAACAUCUCAAUGUCCAGAUGCUGGCAGCCGACAAGCUGAUCCAGUGCCCUCCGGAAAUGUUUGAUGUGAUAUUGGAUGAGAACCAGCUGGAAGAUGCCUGUGAGCACCUUGCGGAGUACAUGGAGGUUUACUGGAAAGCCACACACCACCCCUUGCACCCCCAAAAUAGUCCGAAUCUCAUAACACCCCCAACUGUCAUUCCUGGUUUACAGAACCAACAGCCUGUCUCAGAUCGAGCCAAUGAGCACUCACCCCUUGAGCGUGACAGUUUGAUGCAGUCAGAUGAGGCCAGUGAGACAUCUCGAAAAACGUGGACAGCUUCUUCACAAAGAAGCUCUCAUCACCUUGAGGAUGAGUACUCCGACACCUACACUGAUGUGUACCAGCCCCACAGGCACCACAACAGUGGACUGAACAGCACAAAUGGGCACGACUCUCAGGACCGGCUCCUGGAUCGGGAUUCUGAGCAGAACCAUAAUGACAGGAACUGGCAGCGUAAUCGCCCAUGGCCUAAGGACAGUUACUGAAAGUGAUCUCACUGCACACACCCAUCCUACACACAUACACACACUCCUCCUGCAUGGCAGUGCAUGGCAGGAGGCACAAACCACUGAGUGCAAAUUCCAGGGUAGCUCCGAGAGGCAAAAGUAUACUGGUGAAAAACAGCCCUUUGACAUAUACUGGGUGCCUGGUAGCUGUUGGCUGCAAAACAAAGGUGAGAUGGUAGAACAGAGAGAAGUAGAUGCAUAUUUUCAGUGCCCGCUGCCAAAAUAGAUCAAAUGAAGACAAGGUAUUUCUGUGCUUUACAAUCCAAGGCAGCUUGGUGCUUAACACACAAUAAUUUCUAUACGCCCAGCUGGUAGUAUUAAAAGGCCUCUUACGUGAAACCAUUUGGGCAGUAUCCACAGAUACCUUCUAGCACUUCCACAAUACACAGUCAUAGGUUUACAAAACAGAACAGCAGACAUCCUUCCUGCAGGGACAGAAGUGUGUCAAGGUAAGAGUAAGCUUUGAGAAUGAAGUGGGGCUUGGGCGACUCUCCUUCUUUUUAGCACUUGCAUAUGCUGCCUAUAUAUAUAUAUAUAUAUAUAUAUAUAUAUAUAUAUAUAUAUAUACUCUGCAAUACACUAUCUCCUGCUAGGCCUGGCAAUAUAGUGCAACAUCACAUACCAUAGGCUUUGGCAGACCUUGUGACAACAAUCCUACCAGAAACAUGUCAGCAUUCACUUUGAGAACGAUGGUGCCCAGUGCCGAUCACUUGUUGGCUAUGAUAUUAGCCAAAGUACGAUAUGAACAGCACCACAAUUGUAAUUGAAGUUAAAAUGCCUUUAUUGCUCAAGUAACGGGCAUUACCGCUAUGAUAUUAGCUACAGACCAAGCAAAAUAUAAUAUUGUAAUCCAAUUAAUCCAAUAAGGAUUAAUUAUAUCUUAUUUGGGAUGCUGUAGAAUGCAUUGUUUUCUCAUUACACAGAAAAAGGAAAUCAUUUUAAAAAUUGGAAUUAUUUGAUUACAAUGGAGUCUAUGGGAGAUGGCCUUCCCAUAAUUUGGAGCUUUCUGGAUAACAGGUUUCUGGAUAACGGAUUCCAUACCUGUAUCAGGAAUAAGCCGGUUUCCUAAUUGCAAAAUAUCUAUCAUUCUGGUUCAUUCACUACAGACUCACCAAAUUGAGUUUGUCCCAAUGACUAAUGAUAAAUCCUGCUGUUAUCUGUGCUUAAUUCUGUAAUAAAUGCAACUUCUUUAGACA